AUGAAAACUUCGAGGAAAGAGAAAAAGAAGGAGGAGGAGGAGGAGGAGGAGGAGGAGGAGGAGGAGGAGGAGGAGGAGGACAACACAAGAGGGCGGGGAACGAAUGAAACGAGAUGCAAGUAGAAUCGUGACCAGGGAAGGGGCAUAGUGGUUGAAAAUACUCUGGUUUGAAGUGAGGCACAAACUUUGUGGCCGCUCACCAGCUGACUCUAGAGUCGCGAACGGUCCAUGAUUCAAGUCUGGAGAUCACAAGGUAUCUGUCUGACUUUUAAAAUUCGACAAAUAAAGUCCUCUAGGACUCAAUCUGGUGAAGACCACAUCAUUUUCAUCUGGUGUCUGAUGGGCACUUGCAGGAUAAAAUUACCAGAAAUUCAGCUACCCGCUCAAAUUUUAUGACAGAAAUCAAAUCUGCAGACGCUCUAAACCUAACUAGAUCCUAAGGCAGAGUUAGACCUUGGCUUCGAAAGUCCGGUUAACUUAAGCCUUCAUUUCUUUCUUAACAGUCAACGUUAUUGCUCCUAAGGAAGUUAUUCAUGCUCGUCAUUAAACUUGUGGCAUUAGAGAACUGACAUACAGUGCGUGACCGAUCUCAUGAAAUGUUAGCCAAAAUUCUGGAAUGUGUUUCCGAUUAGGAAGGAUUACUUAAGUGGAGUUUUUAUACUGAUUAUCAUGCAGCACAACCCUAUAACAUUUCGCAAUUGCCAGGAUAUCGGCUUUUGAAUGCAGCUGUGUUUGGCCUCCUGCAGAUACCGCACUCGAUAAAAAAUGACUACUUAAGUAGUAUGCAUUUUUCCCACUGACUUUCGAUGGUCUAAUAAAUUCAAAUAUAUUUUAUAAAAAAGGCGCAGAAAUACGCUUCCCUAGGCUCAUUUGAUAGAAAAUCACAUUGUCUUCGUAUUUUAUGCCCAAAGAAAGUGUAUAUUUAGGUUUUAAAAAAGAUUCCCGAUUUCCGAAUAAUUUUCAGCCCGAUCUGCCAUUGCAUCAGCUUUUGGCAAUUUCAGUCUACUAUGUGCGUGCUUUCCCCGUAAAGAGAACCAUAUAUUCCUCUAUACCUUUAAGAAGAUACCAUAUAGAGUUCAUGAAAUUUUUCAAUGGAUACGGACUGUGUUGUACAUUUCAUGAGGAGCAUUAGUAAACGGGCAUGUGCGGUCUUGCAUGUAUGGACAUCGCACGGUCUUAAAAAUCUCAUGAUUAGAAACUUUUUUAAACCAAACUACACACUUUCUUUGGGCAUAAAAUAUAAAGACAAUGUGCUUCCCCCCAAAUGAGCAAAAGAAAGCAUGUUUUGUGCAUGUUUACUAUAGGACAUUUGAAUUUAUAAGACCAUCGAAAAUCAAUAGGAAAAAUGCAUACUACGUAAGUAGCAAUUUUUUACCGAGUGCAGAUUCUGCAGGAGGUCAAAAUGAAGUGCAUUCAAAAACCGACAUCCUGACAAGUCCGAAAUGUUAUAGGGUUGUGCUGCAUGAUAAUCAGUAUAAAAAUCCCACUUAAGUAAUCCUUUCUAAUCAGAAACGCAUUCCAGAAUUUUAGCUAACACGCACUGUAGUCACGUAACUAGCAACUUGUCUCUUCUUUACCGUGUAGCUUUUCUAAAGUGUUUUCUCAGUCCGCAAGAUGUUUUUCUGCGGGGCUUUAGAAGUAAAGUUGCAUAAGCCAUGCACCAUCCUGACACCGAUUUAUCCCCAUCCUCUUCUAAUUUUAAUGCAACAUUUUUAUAGGACCCUCUGAUCUGGCUUUCCUCGGUGCGUUGAACCCGAUCUACUUGAAGGGCGCUUAUCUGGCCCACGGAAUGCACCAUUAAUUAUUUCUGAUAGGAGGGGGUCUGGUUACUCCCAUUCAAUGUAGCCAGUGUGCUGAAGAGAGGACGGCUUCAUUCCUCUUCCCCACUCCCCUCCACUCUUCCCAGCUCCCCUCCAUCCGUUUCUCGACAGUCCUCAUCACGCUUGUCAGCAAAUCAGAAAUAUGUACGCGCACGCAAGCGUCUGCUGGGACGCACAGGAGGGGAGUGAUUUGAUGAACAGGGUGAUGUCGACGCUGACAGUUCUGCCAGAACCCAGUUAUGUCGGCCAGCAAGCUGGCAGACGCUGCCUGCGUACACCAGCUAACUUUGCCCUCCAACAGUUGCCUCCCUCCCAACACUCAGAUUCCCAAGUGCUUUAGAAUGACUUGCCCCCAAUACAAACCAAAACACUCCCGUUCUAGUGGAUGCAUGGGAGGGGCGGGCCUUGACGGGAAGGCGUUUCGUUUUCAAGGAGGCUCCUCAAUGCCGCUGGAGGCCGAAAUGUAUGACUCAGACUUGGAAAGCAGAUGCUGGCAGUUAGGCAACCUUGAAUGCCUUUUCGGUCAAAUUACCAGAAAACAGUUUGCCCUUAUCUCUCAUCAUGUCAAUGAGCCUUGUACUUACAGCCUUCCCUUACACAUCCUCCCUCCUUCCUUCCAGGAUCUCCUUCACAGAAGUCGAAGCGACUUUACUUCACCUGAGAAGAAGGAGGUCGGCGACCGUGGUAGAGCAGAAAUACCGUGCCUUGCCCCUUGCCUUAGAGUGCGCUCUUAGAGCCACCUGCUCAGAAGUUCGGCUAACGGUGUCGCAACUUAGACGCCAGCAGUAAUUUUAAUGAAAUUCUCGCAAAAAUACCAAUCCUGCUUUCUUUUAUACCCAUAUACGUGGUUCUGAGAGUAUUUUACUCGUUAGCUCCUGCUCUCCAGUUUAUCCUACGCCUCAAGGGCUAUCAGUGAAGGAAAUAAUGACCUCGAUCGGAAAUUACCAAUAGAAAAAUUGACAAAUUUGGGGAAAAAAAGUAAAUUUUUCGAAGUACCAGAAACAGAUGAGGCGAGCGAUGUAGCUAAUGUCCCUGACAUACAGAUGCUGCAUUCUGACUGUUCGCGUCUCCAGGGUGUUUAAUUUAUCAGUGUUUGCAUUUGACGCGUCAAAACAAAAUUCAGAUGCGAUCCGCUGGCGUCCUGACAUUUCCCAUUCCGGUAGCGAAACUCAUAUUACAGCAAACGGAAUGACUUGUUGUCUUUCUUGAGGCGUCUCGAUAGCGUUGGACGUUGUCAGAACCCGCCGCAGUGCGCGAUCAAUUGACAAAUCUGUAGAUAGUUUUUCGCAGGAUGCGCUUUCCGCUCUCUUUCAGUCCUCCACCCUUUUCCUCUUAGCCUCAUCAUCAUCAAUCCGCACGUUCAGUAAUCCUUUGGCAAUUCUCUCCACCAUCGAGUUAACUGUCGGAGAAGAUUAGGCUCAGGCUUCAAUGAUGACGAUUAUGGUUAUAAGGCACGGAUGUUAAGAUAAUGUAAUAGAGCUGUGUUUUCCUCCAUAAUUGCUGGCGACGCACUCUGUCCGUUUGUCGGGAUUGUGACGUGCUAUUUCUAUAACUGGGGUCCCAGGUAGCUGUUUUAACGUACUUAGACCAAAAAUAUUGUUGCAUUCUUCACACAAUCAUUCCUGUGGUUUGGGGGGGGGGGAACAAAACCGCACUUACUUAUUUACCACCCAUUUAGGGCACUCCUAAUUUCUACGAUGGUAGGUGACAUGAACCAACAAACGGUUGUGGACUCAGGAAAAAUUCCUAAUCAAUCAGAAACCCGACGAAAUCAAUCUACCAAAACCCCCAACUGUUGAUGGGCUAACUUCAGUUAAAUCAAAACACAAAAUAAAUGUUAAGAGUAUUAUAAUCUUGACUGGAAAUACCAAUUGUUUUAGGAAAUGUAGGAAUGCCGAAAACUCGAAUACACUUAUCAAAGAAAUUAGCUUGGGCUUGGUUGUAGAGACUGUCUAAGCAACCGAUUAAACACCAUGUAAAAUAACGUUUAGGAACCUCCAUGAUUUAUGUUCGACAGAAAUACUCUUCAAUAAUGAAUAUAAUAUGUAGCAUGACAGCUGGUAAAUUGUUUGUUGUUUGACUACGGGGAAGAGUCGCUUAUCUGACGCCGGUAGGACAACGGACUAGGAACGUCCCAUGAUGCAGGUGGCUUUGGGCCAAAUUCUAGUGAACUCAUAAUUGGGACUACGUUUGGGGUUAGGAUUAGACUUGGAGUAAAAUGACGGCUGGGGUUAAAAUUAGGGUUACGGUCAGGGUUAAGGUUGGACACGAGAAUAGGCAGCCCUCCUGGAAUUUAGCGCAAGUCCACCUGUAAAACGGAAGGAGGUGUCCCUACCUCUUUGUACUGCUGCGGCCAUAUAAGAAAUCUCUACCAAUUAUGGGUUUCGAAAAAUCGUCACAAGAAUUCUUUAUCAGUUUUCCCGUUUCGCGCAGUUCAAAAUGCACUUGAGUACUCCAAAGGGGCUGUAGUUUGAUUUCGCAGACAGGGACCUCAUGGAAAUAGACGCUUUCACAGGGCCGCAUAUCAGAAGGUCGGUCAUUAGACAAGAAAUCAAAAUAUAAUUAGUGCAUGAAGUCAUAAGCAUACCAUUUUCUGUGUAAAAGAAGAACUUUCCCGUAAAAUUACCAUGUGUUUUCUAAAAAAUCCGGAGUCCAUUGAGUUUCCUGGCGUCCUUAAAAGGACAGUGGAUAUGUUCCAGACUCCAGUGUUCACGAACGGUUACAAGGAAUUAUGGGUUCUGAUUUGGUGUUUAUGUAAAUCAUAAAAUAGGGCAGUUUUCAAAAGUGUUUACUUAGGUAGCAAGUUGUUGGACGUUUAUUUUUAUGCAACUGAAGGUUUCAACUAUAUUUUCAGAAUUACCGAAAAUGCGAAAGAAAACUUUCAAAAAAAACAGAUUUCCACAAUGAAAACCUUGGUCGAAUGAAGAAUCUUUCUUAAAAACUAAUCUCUCGAAAUAUUGCCUUACUUGAGUAUUUUGCCGAUCAGUGCCUGUUUUUCAUCUCUUUCCAAGUCAACGUUAAAUGCAAAGUGUAACAUUCCGCUCAAGUAAGCACUUCCCUGGCGGAAACUGAUACGUUUUCUGCCGAAAAUGGCAAAACUACCUUUCCUUUUUUUAUUGGAGCACUUUCGCCAUUUCAUUUGCACCAUGGUUCCUUUCUAAGGUUACUAGUGUAAUAAAUAUUGUUCAGAAUGUUGAGGUUGUGUCGUCACGUGUUUAAGUUAAGCACUGAAUGGAAUUAAGCAGCACAAGAAUAUCUUACCACAUGUCAAGCAAGCAAAAUAUCCGCUUGACGGUGGGCCACUUUUGGUCACUUACUGAGUAUUUGCAUAUGCCUGAAAAUUACGAAUGAGUUAAAACAAAACAGUGGCUGCAUCUUAGGGCAUAAAAGUACAGUAAAAACCUCUUUUCUACUGUAAAUAACGCUCUUCUGCACAUUCUUCAUUAUCGAGUUUGAGCAUCCUGAAAAUAAAAUUUCCAGAUCGCGGUGAUAGUUUUGCUAAAUAUCUAAUGUCUUAGUGCUCCAAGACAGCUAUUAACGUAGGUGACAAUGAUUUCUGCCCAAAAUGCUAAGCUUUCUUCUUUGAUAAAAUAACUUGAGAAUAUAUUAUGUAUGGAAGGAAAAGCUCCUUUGUGAAAUUCACAACUACGAAGAUGCCCCGAAUUGAUUGUUUAAAUUUGCUUCAUAGUAUUUCAUGCGUUAUGUUACCUCCUGUUCAAGCAACAAAGCAGAGAAUAUUUCGAUAUUCGAAAGUUCUUCGGGGAUGCAUUUUUCAAAAGAAGACGGACGUUCGUGCCUAAGAUGACGAUUUACGCAAAGAAUGCAACAUAUUCCACCAGCCUGUCAGUUGGUGUUCAAUCAACCCUUGAUACUUACGAUCUGUCUGCGCAUGAUAGCUUUGAUCCGGUGUGCAGCAAGGCGUUCGGCUGCCUCUGAGGCAUCCUCAAUAUAUGUCGGACCUUCCGUAUAUCGGCAGUGAGCCUUCUGCCAAGACCUUUCGGCACUGGUCACCUACUAGUUUGGUGAUACAGAAAUUCAGAUUGUCAUCUUGAUUUAAUUCCUCUCUCCUUAAUUUUGGGGUGGGAUUUGCUCGAGCACUAUGUCUAACUUGUAUGCUUUGAACUUGUUUAACCCAUCUCAUGGAGUACUCUGCUGACUAUGUUCUGCACUGUGAUCCAGCCAAACUCCGCCUGUUGUCCGUGAAAUCUUCUGGAUGUUUUCAUCCGUAGUCCCCUUCUCGUGCUAGGUGGUCCCGAAUGAGAAUAGCGUAAAAAUAGAACGCUCCAGACAGCUUUUUACCGUUUUUAGGAUUAGGACAGUGUGUCUUAGCUUACUUAAAAACCGAAAAUCGGGUUAGAAAAUUUGCAUUAGAAAACGGUCUGAAAACCUCGAAUGAUCUUUACAACUGUGUUCGCACAAAACAUGGGUACUAUUAUCUGAAAAGUUUCGGUCCCUUUUCGCGUAUAAUGCCUUACUUAAAUGUGGUUGCAAUUUUAAAUAGCGUGAAACACAGUCACAGGUCAACAAAUAUUUGGUAGGAUGCUGGUGUUCGGAUGGGCAGAUUUUCAGCCAGCCGCACAAACCACACAUGCGUGCGAAUCAUCUGUCAUCUAGCGUGCAAAGUUUCCGCCAAUUUAAGCUGUUUAUGGGAAGCAGCUUUUAGUUUCUGGAAAGGACAUAUAGUAAUCGCAUUUCUAUGUUCAUUUCGCAACAACCCACGUCUUCUUUAUGUCUAGAAUAUUUUUGCAGUUCCUGGGCUGUUGGGCCCCUAGCCUUUGCUGUGAAUAUGCCCUAGCUAACCUAUUUAGUAGCCCUUGUGAAUCGCUACUUAUUGAUGAGGCGUUUUCAUGGGAGGGUAAACUUUCAUCCAGAUAAUUGCUAUUCCGGUUGCCAGAAGAGUUACUUUCUUUUUCCGUCAUCUCAACUUUCCUUUAGAGAAUCAAACGGUCGUUCCGUGUAUGUUUGUGAUCGCUGCUCGAAAUGUAAAUAAAAUCGUUCAGGAUCGUCAAAAACUUCCGUAGAACUGGAAAACUUCGAGUUACAGUGGCCCUAAAAGUUGCACGUCUGACUGGUUUAUCUAAUCUAACAAUCUGCUGCCAAUCGUUAGGAAGACUGAGAAACUUAAACUUGGCCUUUCUUGUUUCUUCUGCGUCAUGAGUCUAGUCGAAAUUGAAGACUAAAUUCAAAUAACCGCCUCGUAGGGAGCAUCCAUUAGGAUGAUCGAUGAAGAGGUUAACUAAUGAGUCAUGAGAAUUUGCAUUAGAGAUGUUUGGUGGUAUCUGACUGCGAGUAAAAGUGAGUAGGACUAUCUUCAAGGCUCAAUAAUCACUCAUGGAAUCGACCAAGGAGAGUGUGAACGUACUGGCCUUCGCGAGCACAAAAGUCCGCCAUACUGGCGUAGAGUCGAUGAAGGUCGAACAGAGGGUCAUCAGCUGAGAUGGGAUGGCUUUGGAGGGAGAUUAGCAAGUACUCUUUGGAACACCACCCAAAUGGUUUGAAGAGGCCUAAUCAGCUGCCAUGACGUCUCUGGCGCCAAAAAGUGGCUCUGCAGCAAGUCUCCCUCAACUAACCGCUCCAGUUCUCAAACUAGGUUUCAAAACUUCAAGCAGGCAUAGACAGCAGAAGUUAGUGGAACCAAUAGAUUUCGCGACGGCUUAUCAAUUGUAGCCAGUCGUUGCAUAAUACAGAUAAUAAGUGAGAAAGGUGUAGAGGCCUGAACUUCCGAGGUUGCGCUUUUCAAGUUAUCAUUUUAUUAAUUAGUCUACGUGUAGUAUACGAUAACCUUGCUGUUUUAUACUGAUUUUCUCUAUGGAAGUUCAAACCCCUGUACCUUUCUCACUUGUUAUCUGUGUUAUGCAAUGACGGGCUGCAGUUGAUAAGCCGUCGCGACACCUAUUGCUUCCAAUAAAUUCUGCUUUCUAUGCCUGCUUUAAAUUCAUUCCGGGGAAAUAUUGCUUUAGGUCACAAAAGUUAGGAAGUUAGAACUUUGAAAUUUCAUGUAUAUCGUCAAGGCGACGACCAACUGUUCUUCUCUGACAGUUCUUACUAUUUUUAAGAAACAUCUGUUGUGUUUAGAAGCCUUUUGGCUGUUUCCGAGCCAAUCCUCGUAACCUCUUUAUCGAUCAUCCAAGGAGACACCCCACAGCCCAUUUGUUUUAAAUUCAGUCCCUAUUCUGAAUGCGUUAACUCGCAACGCGACAGACCUCAAUAUCUCACGCGAAGUGGGAGGGAUCAUAUACGCCGAAGUCAGUGACCAAUCCCAUGAAAGUUUAACCGGAAUUUCGGAAUGCGUGUUCGAUUGGGAAGGAUUACCUUAGUUCGAUUGUCAUAUUGAUUAUCCUAUAACUUAGUCCUAAGACAUCCCAUUCACACCAGGAUGCCAGUUUGCGAGGGCGCUUCUUUUCGGCAGCCUGCAAACACCACUUUCGGUAAAAAAAAACGACUGCUUAAGUAGCAGGAAAUUUUCCAAAUUUUUUCAAUGCUCCUGCAAAUUCAAGUGUGUUUUAUAGUAAACAUGUUCAAAAACAUCUCUUUUGGUACUCACUGGAUAGUAAAUCACGUUUUUUGAAGUUUGUGCUCAAAGGAAUCACACAUUUUGAUAAGGAAAAAGUUUUAAUUCUCACAUAAUUUUGAGCCUGGUGUGGCGUUUCGCUUGUCUUUAAGGUUUAGAGUCUGUAAUUUGUAUCCUUUCCGUGUGAGGAGAAUCCCGCAUUCAUCUAUGCCAUCUGCAAAAGAUACCAUAGAAGGAGCCCAAAAUUUUGAAAUCGAUGCGAAAUGUUUAGUAUACGCUAUAUGGAGCAUUUCUAAACGGACAUGCACGAUGCUGUCUGAAUGGGCAUUUCAUGGGUUUCAGAAAUUCCAUAAUUGCGAACCUCUUUAAAGUCGAAAAACACGUUUUCUGCGGGUAAAAAAUUAAGUAAAAAGGGAUUUACUUGCAAAUGUGAACCAGGAAGGACACUUCUGAAAAUAGAUGAGAAAAAACUCAUACAAUUUAAGCAACUAAUUUUUAUUGACUGUGGGUUUGGCAAGCAGUCGAGAGGACGUGCAUCCAAAAGCCGAAAGCCUGUCGUGAUUGAAAUAUUUUAGACUAAUACUUUGCGAUAAACAAAAUUUUGACCCCAUUUGAGUAUUCCUUCCUAAUCAAAAAUGCACCUCAGAAUUUCUAUUAGGAUUUUGCCACUGACCGUACAUUACUUUUCCUCCAAACUUAAUAUUGCGAGAAUUCCCACUAAAGCAUUCAGCAGAUUAUCUAGCGAGCGCGCGUUUUCCUUCGGCAAAUUCUCAAUUGGCCUAUAUAUUUAUAAGGUAUCAGGGUCACUGAAAGAUGUGAGCAGUUAGAUAAAUCCAAUUAUGUAUAUCAUUUCACGCCAGCUGGUAAGGAAUAUGCGACAGUAAGUAGAUACAGUCAGAAUUAUCUAACCAGGUCAGGAUUGAUAGUGUAGGGUUUAGAAGAGCAUUGUCCGGGGGAGGUGGAAGAAGGCGCAGAAGAUUGCACACAGUUAACAGGUUAAAUAACUUUUCGCCACGUUAAGUACGAGACCUGCGCGAACUUUUCGUGUGUCCACAGGGCUGACUUAGGUAACCUGAUUGCCGCUAUUUCUAUUCUUGCAAGUACACGCUGUCCUAUUAGUCUUGGAUAGUUCAGUGGGACCCUGCAAAUCGCUCGGAAGACUUCACUGGGGUCCACGUGAUGCGCAGGAUCAAUUAUAUGCACGAGAAUGCAGCUGCCUGCGCUCCCGCUUUCGUCCAACCUCAGCCAUACCGAUAAGUGCUCGCACAUUGUCUUCGAUAGACGCCGACUCGUGCGACCAGUAUGACCUGCACUGCAUGAGCAAGAUGAGGAGGAAAUACAUUUGGAGAUGGUCUGAGCCGACAACCUAUCAUUGCCUUCUCUCUCUUUAUGUCCUCAAGUAAUGGGUUAACUGUUAGUGGUUUAGUCGUUAACGGCGUCAGACUAGCAAAACAGGGCCUAGAUAAAAUUGAGGGGAGCUACUGUCAUCCACAAACCAACAUAACGAUGGUUUAAUCAACACAAUAUAUAAAAAGCGUAGUGAUCUGUCAGUCUGGCAUAAUAACGGGGGAAAUGGAUAGGUGUCUCGUUUGAAAAAUCUCAUGGAUGACCUAUUAGAUGAUGUGCCUUUUUGCCAAUUUUUUUUUAUUAACGCAGGUCAUUUUCGCCUAUUGGUUUCUUCGAUGAGUUGCAUGGACUUGGUGGUCAUCAAAGAUGGGGAGUUAAUGUCAUCAACAGCUAAAUGUUCUGUAAAUAUUUCCAGGAAUACCUUUGGACUAAGUGACCUCGAUGGGAAACGAGAGGAUACAAUAGUUUCACAAUACUGCGCAACUAGUCAGAAAACCGGAUGUAUGCUCAAUUUUUCUGCAUUGGAAAACGGGACAUUUUUACUCCUGUUGAUUCAACAAACUCCACUACGACCAGCGCUACCUGCCGUUCUGACAAACAGACCUAAUAAAGUAAAAUUACCUUUUUGAUUAACAGAAAAGUCAAAUCUACAUUUCAAAACCUCGCUCGACAUUAACCUCUGAAAAGCCGUCAGGGCCGGCAAACAUUUUCUGUAAGUUUACUUAUUUUGGUAAUAUUUGUCCAUCCUUAUGCCAUUAUGUAUCUCCUAGGGGUCAGAAAAAAGGGGAGUGAUGAUUCCGUUUAAGAAAAAUUGCCGCCAUGACAGCGAGAGCCCAGAAGUGGGAUGCUGGGUACAAAGUAGCUCUUUGAUGGUGUGGUGUAAUCUCGAGGUCCACACCUUCCGACUAAGUUUACCGUGGCCGAUCAUAAUGAAAAUUGUCACUAUCAUAUUUGUAAAAGUGUUAUGCUUCUUCGAAUUUAGUCCCUUAAAUGAGCUCAUUUAUUCGCUGAUGUUGUAGUGUUUAGAUGCGGACUGGCUAAUUCAUUUUGUGUGUUCUGCAUAUGUGUAAUUGUUCAGAGCAUACCUUAUACUCAAAUGCGCUUUAAUGUUUAAUUAUCAGUGGGAUUGUGCUGCCUAUGGAGCGUUUCGCAGUCCUAAACGCGGUCGAAAUAAUUUUUAAGCUCUUCAUGCGUAACCACCAUCUGUCUCAUCCUAGCUCUCCCUUCCAGCUCUACCUCAAAACUAGAUUUCACCCAAGAGAGCUUAUGUUUUAUGCGGCCAAGCUGUCAAGAGUAUCCAUUGCUGACUGUUUAGGAUGUCAGGAAAUCUGUUAAAUUAACAAAUUUUUUGGCCAGCUGAGUAGACUGUGACUGGCAAUCGUUAAUAAACUGCCAACCUUGACGGCCAUCUUUGGAAUAAUUCUCUACCACUUGACCUUGUGAUCGUAAUGCAUACACCGCAUUCGAUAUGGAGGGGUUGAAACAUUAGUCCUCCGCAUUCCACAAGCAGGUUCCUGUAGUCAGAUAAUUGUGUGCUCUUCUGAAGAACAACAACUUUCUCGAUAAAAACUACAUGAGACCCAUAACUACUUUCAUACUUCCAUAUUCACUAAUCUCAGGAAAAGUGGAACAUAAAGCCUGCUUACCACAGAAUAAAAUGCACAAUAUGUUCUUCAUUAGAGUGAAGGAAAGAUGCCGAUAUAUGCCGUGGAACACAGGGCAAACUCUAAUGGACAGUUCUGACUAAUUUGCCACCACCAUGUUAUUUACUCGUUGAGAAAAUGGACGCGGGAAUAAUUUUGAACCCGCUCUAUCGUCAUACUUGGAUUCAGAGUUUCCAAAGUACAAGCCGUAUAUUUUCCGCGUACGGAAAGCCACACAUUUCUCCGCGGUAAUAAAGGGGGACUAUAUAGGGUUAAUAAAAGUAAGCAGUGGAUUUGAUCCACAUUGUUAACUUUACAAGCCGCAUUGGUAAAUGCAGAGACAUGACGUUUUACGAACGGCCACUUCACGGUGUUUAAAAGUCCCACAAUCAGAAACUUUUUAAAGCCGAAUUAUGUCCCUCCUUCGAGUAUAAAACUAGAAAAAGACUUAAUUAUCUACCGAAUGAGAAAAAGAAUGAAUGUUUUUAUGCAUUUUUUCCAUGAAAGAUAACUGGACAUUUAGGGGCAUCAAAAAUCAAUGAGAAAAAUUCAUGCUACUUAAGUAAUCAUUUUUUACAAGGUGCAGUUUUUGCAUACAGUCGGAAGGAAGUUCAUUUGAAAGUUCAUUGAAAGUCGGUAAAUGACAUAUUAUAGAAGUAUGUUGCAGGCUGACUAGUUUUACAGCCCUACUUAAUUAAUCUUUUCGAAACGAAAACGCAUUUCGGAAUUUCGGUUGACAUUUCAUGAGUUAGCCCACCUACUGUAACUCCAGGCCCAAUCUUAAACCCUCCCCCUUAAACUUAGCUUAAGGCCACCAGUAAUAGGGGGAUUCUUAUUCCUGUGUCAAACCCCAAGCUCCUCUAUGAUUAGACCACAGGCUGACGCCGGCUAAGAUGUGGCCCACAAUAUUCAAAAUCACAUGAGUUGCACUCAUCGAUCCGGCCUGACUGCAGGGUGGAAAUGGACAUUUCCGCUUCGCCUCCCCCCCCCCCGGUGCUGGUGGACCCACUGUCAUGAUGAUCACCUCGGUGUGACCCUAUUUCUUACUACAGACGACAGAACGCUGGCGCGUGCUUCAAUGGUAAAGAGCCUGUCUCUAACGCUCAAAUGUUUGGUCGUCAUGUCAUCCCGCACGGGGAUUAGGGUUCAACGGCCUGACGACGUAAACAGGUUGGAAAUAAGUAUUGUGGUCACCUUGUCUUUAUCAAUGACAUUUCUCGAACAGACACUGCUCGCCUCUGUGCGGUCGUGCUGAAGAAUACGUUAGACUAGAUGCCCAAGCAAAACAAAUCACUUUGAUUCUGUCCACUAAACAGGACAAAUAGGUUUAUCACAGAUCCUCCCCUACCACACAUGGGUGAUUUCCACUUCCCACUAGAAGAUUAUGGGUUCAUUAACGAAAAGCAGUUUGAAUUAUUUAGGCAAACCAGGAUCGUUUCAGAGGAUAAAAGUCGACAGAUGUGGAAAAUGUCCGUCGGCAAACUAGACAGGAAAUUAGUUUGAUCCGAAAGAGAAUACAGAGUUUCUGCCUCGCAGAACCUUGUCUGCCAAAAGCGUAGAGGAGUCGCGGGUGUUUUGAAGGGGAAAAUCGCAUUAGUUGGAUCUGAAAAAAAUACAGCGAGGCGGUUCCACAAGUCAUCUUGAAGACAGGCUCAAAAAUGACUAAGUGAGUGAGCGCACAGCUGCCACCACCAUACCUUCCUCUCCAGGAGCAGUAAGCAACUGACUCGCCUUUAAACAAAACUUCGUAAGAAUGGAUGCGACCAAAGGUAUUUUCCCAUGAAAAUGUCUUGUGUGCCGGGCUCUUUUUUUCGUAGUCAACAUUCUCACACGGAGAGACAAAACCUAUAAAUUCAAACGGCAAAAAUGGUUUCGGAUGAUUCAUGCAGACGUCAACUGUCAGUUUUUGACAAUUUUCUACACGUAUUCCUAUUAUUUACGACCCACGUCAGGUUCUCCUUUUAUGUUUAAUACCUCUUCUGUUGAUCUAACUAUUAAGUUGGAAGCUUUUCGGUGGUUAUCUAAAAACAACUCCUAGGGUAAAAUUUAUUCCAAUAAGGCUAACAAAAUACAAACAUCUUUAAAUGCUAACCCUAAUAAUUAUGCUGACAUUCAGUAAAACCGAAUAUCCGUAAAGCCCAAUACUCGGAAAUAAUGAACUCAACAAGGCACAAAAAUUGGAGAGCAAGCGGGUUGUCGGAAAUUCUCUGAAAAUCGGGCAAAGGAUGAGUCAAAGACGUGAAGCAAUCUUCUGAAUCUUUGAUUUUGUUGGCUGGCUUUCUCAAAUACUUUCUCUUCAAUUACUGUUUUUGGUAUGAACAUCAAACGGAAGCAGCUGUUCUACAAAUCGCACACUUAUACAAUAUAUCCAAAUCAUACACGCUUUCGGGUACUAAAGUAAUCUAUUUAUUCUUUAAAGCCAAUUUGUUAAAAAAAAACAACACUUGGUGCGCAUGGAGGAAUGUGCUAACAGGAAUGAAGACGACUGUCUUACCUUGUCGCGCGUAAAACCCCACUUCGAAUUCAUACUUUUGUGAAAAUUAAGCCAAUGCGUCCUGCAUGUUGCGCUUGUAGAGGUCCAACUAUCUCGCAGAGACGUUUUCGGUCAAUGUCCUAGCUCUUUGCAUAAGUUGUUUCUGUUUUCCAACACGCACUUCGACGCUAGGAAGGACAGUGACGUAGUUCAAGACGGAACCUUUAUGGCACUCCCACUACGUGGGAUCCGAGUAGGGCGUUUGCGGCACGCCUGAGUGCGGCUUCGGCCGUGCCAGCCUCCAAUCUCUGUUGUGUUGGUUGAAAUCCUGGUUAUUUGUUGUGUGGACCAGGGGGUGUAGAGUGGAGCUCCAAGGUGGGGCUAGACCGUGUCAUCCACCUGCGCCCUCCCCCGUCUGCGGUCUUCUUGACUCUGUCUUGAUACCGGAUCCAGGUGGGGGAGGAAGAGAUGCAGCGUAAGUCCACUCUCACUAUAAAUCCUGCGCAAGUCACUGUCCCUGCCCCACCCUGCUGUGGAGCAUACGGUCGAAAUCGUCGAAACCGACGGUCGAACUCUCAUAUGGUGCCCCUCAGGGGAGAGGCUGAGAGGUCCCAACAACGCAGUCAUACAUCCUGACCCAACUGUGAAAAACUCGGCGACCUCGGUGGGAUUCGAACCCACGACAGCACGGUGUAGGCUUGAGCACAGCCAAUGCUCCAGUCGCCUAAGCUGCAAGGCCCCGCCGGCGGCCACGAGUCACAAUUCCAUCAAUGUCGCCGAUUGUUUCACAGUUGGGUCAAAGAACAUUAUCCAGUAAUUGUUCUCAGCUGUAUCUGGUGCCUAUGUCCAGUAGAAAAGCAAGGCAGAAAACUUCAAAAGGCCGAGUACGAUUCAUUUUUAGUGUGCUGUGUUGCCAAGAUGGUAAAGUGGGGAUGCUACUGUUGGCGAGACAAACAGACCUAGUUGGGAUACUAAUUCAUCUAAGAGUGUUGUUUUUUGCUGUCAAAACAACGAGGAGGGGGGUGCGAGGCGGGAAUUUCCACAAAACGGCCAGUAAGACUCACCAGAGCACUACCUACUAGCGAAGUCCUUACAUUGAUUGUUUCUUACUAAAUUACAAAUUUAUUUCAAUUGGACUGGAUUACCGUCGGACCCUGAGUGGCAAAAAUUGUGAUUUAUAACAUGCCCUCUCGGUCAGAAAAACUAAAACAUUCGCCAUCCGUGAAUUAUUUUUGUUGGGCAUCCGUAUCACACCUCAUUAGUGUACUUUCCACAAACAUCUGUCGGCCAUCUGGCACUUAAAAUAGCAGGCGGGAAAAGGUCUGCAUCUGCCAAAGAAACCUACAACGCAUGUCCCAGAAGGAAACCCUUCCCGUCAUCCGCGUUCUGCAUAAACAUCACGGCCGAGAAGCGAUGUAGUAUGAGGGAUGCAGAAGAGAGGCCGCGAUUUAGUGAGAUCGAAAAGCGUGUUGCUAUGUUCGCACAUAUCUUCCUCGUCCUGAUCGUGGUUUUGCGCGCUAACUUCAAAAAACCCGAUAGUGACACUGGAUGUCUAUAGAGUAAAAGCUAACUGAUGCAUCUACCUAUAUCAGGUUAUGUGCUAUUUUGCCUUCAAUCACAUUAAGGUGAUCAUCGUCUGGAUAGAAAGAAACCACACUCAAGAAAGGGAGACCGAGGGAUUACUCCUGAUUGCCCUUUCAUACGUGAGCCUCUGUGAGUAUCAGUCCUAUUCUUAGGAGCCGCCUACCCAAACUUCACUAACUACAUUAUUCUACUGUCUAAUAAAAAUACUGUUCCUAAACCCACGAUUAAAAAUGCAAAUCACAACAUGUCUUGCCAUGGAUUGGAGUAGUCACAUGUUAAAUAGACUGAGCGUUAAUCAUAGUUCGGCGUGGAAGGCCAGCAUUCCGUGGCCCAUAAAGGCACUUGACAUGCCAAUACGUGGCGUUAGCCAGGCUUUCUUAUAAUCCUACUGCACUCAAGGGCACCAGAGUUAAAAGUACCUCGACGUCCACCAACAGUAUUGGAAGCCGCGCAGGAACUCCACCCCCCAAGGUCCGCUACUGAGUGUCAUGUCCAUGUGUUGGUUGAGAUGUAAGCGCAAAUCGGACAUUAAAAGCAACCAUGAAGGUGAGCACGUUAACGAGUGCAGACAACCGGUUACGAAAAUUGAAUAGCUUCCCACCUCUGCCUGCAAUGUAUUAGAACGUCUCAUCUGUGUUCAUUGGAAUGACAACGACUGGCUGGCCGGUUGGCUGGAAGGUGGGGGCGGGGGAAGGACAACCGCAAAGAAAUAGCACAGCGAAGCACGGCAGUCGGUCCUCACAAUUUACUUGCCGGGUUACAUGCAUCCAUGGAAACUCUGGCAUUGCUGGCACACGAGUAAUUUUAGCUUAAAAGGAUACCAUACUAGCAGCACAGGUACUAGCUAAAGGCCCAUGCACGCCUGUUUCGCCGAUAUUCUGCCGCUGCAUGACAUAGAUGCGAGGGGUUCGGCUCAUCAGUGGACUCCCCAGCAUUCCCUGUCUGUUUUCUGGUAGAUACUCCAAUUUAUACUAAUCUACUUCAAGUUCACAGCUGAUUUGUGAAGAAAUUAAAAAGCAACAACUUUUAAAUUGGAGUAUUUACCAGAAAACAGGCAGGGGAUGCUGGGGGACCCACUGACGAACCGAACCCCUCGCAGCUGUGUCAUGCAGCAACAUAAUAUUCUCUAAACACACGUGUGUGUUUUUUUAACUAGUAUCUGUGUUGCUAGUACGGUGUCCUGUUACCCUAAAAUAUACUACUAGCUGCCUGUCGGCAGUUAAGGAAUAUUACGCGUUUAUUGCUUUGACUGAUGGACUUCGGCCCAGAUACUUAUACAUCAAAUUUCGGUCUGCGCCUAUAGACGCGGGUUGUUCUCUCGGCAGCUGCAAAUCGUCUCUGCACUGUAGGAGUCCUGUCAAUCAGGUCGCUUUAACCAACCGUCGUCCAGCCAGUCUAACGGAAUACCAGGCGUUACGUUGCCACCCAUGAACAAAAUAUCCCCAGGAUUGAAAUCCUAGAAAACAACCUCGGUAUAAACAAAAAGCGAGUUUUCUUGGUGUUUUUCUCUUUCCGAUAGUGAAUUCGAGGAGAGGUUGAAAACUUCGGGUUAAUGCUUUUUUGAGAAGCUAAAACACUUUUCCUCCUCCUCCUCCUCCUCCUCCCCAUCACCAUCAUCAUCAUCAUCAUCAUCACUAUCACCAUCGUCAUCAGCACCACCGUGACCAUCAUCAUUUACUUCCUCCCUAUUUCGUCUUCUGAAAAGGUUGCAGUGCGAUUUAUGCGUGUUACCAGAGGCAGAGUGAUUUUGGUGAUCUCCUUCUGACGUAAGAUAAGUAAAUCUAGCCCCAGGUCAAAAGGGUAGGGUUGUCACGGCAAGAACUGUUAAAGUCCUUUGGGAACGGGCAAUCGCGUGAAACUCCUGCCCACACUUACUUCGGUAAGCUUUAGCAAUCCUCAGUUCAUUAAUACUAAUCGUCUUCAUUGAACAUUGCACCAUUCGAAUUCAGAAUGACGUCUGGGUUUACAUGUAGCUGUUAUGGUUAAGGCAACUCUUUCAAAGGUCUUUUGACUGAGUGAGGCUGUAGAACACCGACCCUUACACUAAUUUUAUGAGGCGUCCUUUUCCGCAGAAGUGAAGCGCCUGAGUCCAUGAUGGAGAACUUCAUCCCCGUUAAAGAUUAUUACUGCAAACGGCCAAUUUGGGACACACAUCCUAUGGUCUAUGAUUUGGUUGUGUAGUCAUACUUGCUUUUUUAUUUUUCAGUCAUGAGUACUGUUAACAAAGGGACCCGGUUCAAUGACGUGUAGCCACAUAAGCUCGUUGAAAAAAUCUUGACUAUCGCAACCUUUGCAGGACCAACAUGCAGUGGAAUGGAAUAGUCGGUUGUUUUUCUGGGAACAUCGCUGAGUCAAGGUCGAAUUUACCGUUAGGAUUAACUUGUAGUCUUCUGGAAUCAGAGUUCUAGACAUACAUUCACGUUCUCCGAAUCUACUUCAAUUCGGUCUGCUAAAAAGUCAUUCGCGGAAGGGAUUUAGUGCAGUUCUCAUAGACUGACUGGACACAAGGGUUGCAUCCGUCAUUGAGCCAUAUGUAUUACUGUAUGCGAUAUGAGGCAAGCUCCAGUGGCCGGAUGAUUCCAGAUGCUAAUUUUCAAUAUGUCCCAGACGGAAUGGAUUUAAACCACUGAUAGUAAGAUAACUGGGGCGUACUGGUGACUGCCAGUCGCCGCGAAGUAGUCUGUCGCCUUACUAAAUUUCUCGGGUAGCAACAAACGCCUCCCAUUUAUUUAUGGCUCCGCUACAAAGGGUAAUCCAGCGCGCAAUCGUGAUCACAAGUGGACAUUUCCACCGGGAUGCUAACCCCUGGCGCCUUGACUACUGGCUAGUAGCCUAAGUGACCAAUAGGAACUCUCCUCGGAUAAUGGGUAAGACCCCAUUGGCUGAAGUCGCUGCCAUUGUUUAUCUACCGUCUGGAAGCGAGAGCUGGCUGGUUUUCCUAUGGAAUUUUAGACUUCACGCGCGGUACUUCAGAGCAGGAGGCACUGUCUCCUGCUCUGGCUGGCAUCCCUUGGAAUAAAUGCAGCAAAACAAAGUCUCGUGGGUGACUAGAGCGUUGCUCAAGGGGACUAGUAUAACAGAGCAGUCGAAGUGAUCAUCCUGGCGGAAGAUGUUUAUCACAGCAGAAAAAAACUGGUGUUUUGAGUAAUCACAUGCACACUUGAGGAUGUGUCCGGACUGCCGUGUAACCUUCCUAAUUGAGUCUACUUACAUGCUCGUCGUCGUCAGUUAAAAUGCCCCCUCGCCCUUGUCUUGGGUAAACACUGAAAUCAGUCAAUGGGCUCAACCAAUAAGGUUUCCAAGGUUAGAUGUUAUAUCAUGCAUGACAGCGCAUGUACUAGCUAAAAGCAUAGACACUUGCUUCACUGAUAUUCUUCCGCUGCAUGACAGCUGCGACGGGUUCUACUCACCACUCCCCCCCCCCGGACUUUUAUACCCGUUGAGCAUUGAAAAAGAUGUCGAACACCUUACUGGAGAGCGGCAUGAAGGCAGAUUUACAGAAUGGGUUCGCUUUUUAAGAUACACAUCGAGUAAUUUUAGGCAUAUGCGUCAUUUAUCAAAGACCUAACUUUUCCUGAGACUGCUUAACCGUCAUGCAAAGGCAUAUGAUAAUCUAUACAGUAGGUGGCUAACUUAUGAAAUGUCAACUGAAAUUCCGAAAUGCGUUUUUGUUUCGAAAAGAUUAAUUAAGUAGCGUUGUAAAACUAAUCAGCAUGCAACACGGUCCUAUGAUAAUUCAGUUAGCUCAGAAUGUCGACAUUCGAACGAACUUCCUUUCGGCUGCAUGCAAAAACUACAAUCUGCAAAAAUGACUACUUAAAUAGCACAGAUUUUCUCAUUGACUUUCAAUGCCCUUAAAAACUCAAUUAUAUUUCGCAGAAAACAUGCAUAAAAUAUUAAUUUUUUGCUCAUUCGGUAGAAAAUUACGUCUUCUUCCAAUCUUAUACUCGAAGGAAGGGUAUAAUUCGGUUUUCAAAAACUUUUCAGAUUCCGGAAUAAUUUUGAACCCGCUCUACCGUUACACCUGGAUUCAGGGUCUCCAAACUACAAGCCGCAUAUUUUCCGCGUACGGAAAAGCACACAUUUCUCUACAGUAAUAAAGGGGGACCGCAUAGGGUUCAUAAAAUUUAGCAGUGGAUUUGAUCCAUACUGUUAACUUUACAUGCUACAUUGGUAAAUGCGGAGAUAUGAUGAUUUAUGAACGGCCAUUUCACGGUAUUUAAAAGUCCCACAAUUAGAAACUUUUUAAAACCGAAUUAUGCCCUUCCUUCGAGUAUAAGAUUGGAAGAAGACGUAAUUGUCUACCGAAUGAGCAAAGGUAUGAAUAUUUGUAUGCAUGCUUUCCAUGAAAUAUAAUUUGACGUUUAGGGGCAUCGAAAAUCAAUGUGAAAAAUUUAUGCUGUUUAAGUAGUCCUUUUUUACAGAGUAUAGUUUUUGCAUGCAGCCGGAAGGAAGUUCUUUCGAGAGCCGGCACCCUGAGGUAACUGAAAUAUUAUAGAAUUACGUUGCAAGCUGAUUAGUUUUACAACCUUACUUAAUUAAUCUUUUCGAAACGAAAACGCAUUUCGGAAUUUCGGUUGACAUUUCAUGAGUUAGCCCACUUAUUGUAUGUCUUGUCGAUUAAGGAGUUAACUGGUAAAGCCUAAAAAGCAAUAUUUAGGUCGAUUCCUUGGAAAAGUUGGCUGACAAAAGGUGUGGAAAUAAAUGAAUAACAACCACACAGACAAAGCAAGGUUUUGGUUCCCUCGUACCACCGUUGCCUCGACUUGUCAUUUAUCUGUCAAGCUUUGCAAGUCGGGUUAAUCGGUUCAUACGGCUUUAUUUGUUGCAUUUUUGAGGCUUCUGAUUAAUGAACACAAAAGUAAGGGAACCACUGACUGCACAAUUUGUCGGAGGCCCGUGUUCAGCCCCGCUCACUUUGCUUCUUUCCUUAGUCUUAAUAAAAUGUAGAAGCUUGUCUGUCGCUAGGGUCAAGAACCACCAUUGGUUCAAAGGUGCAUCGGUGCUUUGCACGGCGCCUCCUCACACUCCCGACCCACAUUUACCGUGUUGCAAUGGAAAAAUAAUGUCGGUCUAGGCGCACAAGGUGGCUUGAUCGAAUCCACUUUUGCGCCUACCACACUUGUUGUUUCAUAAGGGCACCGGAAUAGGAUCUUCAGUAAAAGGGUCUCUGUCCUCGCAUAUGCUAGAAUGUCACAAUGGUCAUAUUUAGGAGGAAUCUUUAUAACAUAACCCACGUGUUGAACAAGGCAGGGUGUCCCACCAACUGGAGACCGCUCAAUUUGGAUAUUUAUCGGAUUUAUUGAGGUAAGGGUAGUAUGCGCCGACUCCGUGUCGAAUCUGCCUCACUCAAUUUUGUCUGUCUCAUCUUGUAUCAAUGAAGACUCCCAUCGGAUGUGGUUGGAUUCAUGUCUGAGGGUGCCACGUACGUGCUGGUCACUGCAUGCACAUGAGACCCAACUUUGACGAAUUCGGAUCUCGUGGGGGCGUGAGAUUCCACAAUAAUUACCUUAAGAACACAUUACGUCCACGCAAAUGGAGAUGAGGAUGUGCUUCGCCUAGAACAUGGCAAUGGACGCUGGCGUUGUUACUCGCUUUGGAAAUUCCUUCUGAAAUAGAGCCCAAAAAGGGUUGAAUUUUAAACUCCCCUAGUCACUUUAACUGAAAAGGUCAACGAAAGACUGACUUUUAGCUGGCACUGACCUGUUGUCAGUGACCUUGCUUCAAGUACUCACCAAUCAAAUGUUCGAGAGUUAGGUGAACGACCCAACCCCAAUAAAGGCCAACGCUGUUUCUAAUCAGUGUGUCGUGAGAAAAUGUAGAGGACUGGGACCAUGAACCUCGCAUUCUAGGAGUCUAUAAAGGGGAUCGCAAGCGUCUAAGAUAGCAAUCAUUCUAUAAAAGUAACUUAUAAAGGUCUGGUCCGUCGGUCUGAAACGUUUUAGGUAAAUUUCUAGGACUUAAAAUUUGUUAAUUUACACGCCUGAGGCGACAAAUAUGAUUUCAUUUAAGGUCAAAUUUUUAAGUAGCAGACGUCCCCUUGCAAAGGCCAGAAUCCCAGUGUUGGUAAACUGCUUAACACACUUCUGGAUCUUAAAAACAUUUGAUUGACAGGCCGAGGAUGGGUCCGAUUCCCCACUUUUUGAUAGAAGGUAAACGCGAACCAACCAUCCGAAAAAUUUUUCUCGUUUUGCUUUCGACUGUCCCAUGGAAUAUUCCAAAGUGUAUGUUUCAUUAUAAAGCAGGUUCCUCCGCCUCCUUAACGUAAUGGCACCAUUCUAAUGCCUUGUUUUGACCGCCAACCUUCUGAACUGUUUCCGAGCGUUUAUGUAUAAAAAGACUUCUUGUCAGAUUGGGAAGAAGGUGCUCCUUUGCUGAUAAGAAGACCAUUUUGGCAAAUGUACGUUUUGGGCAUUUCUCCACCGAGCCAUUGCAAUUAACGGGAGUGUUUUUAGCUCUUGUGGGUAGAGCGUAGACUCGCUUCCCACAGUUCCCGCACUCGACUCUGACGACCAUGACAUUAAAUGAAAUUAUCAUUUCGCGCAGCUUUCGUUUUCCCAUUUCCCCCCCCCCCCCUAAUCUUGUCCCCACCUUCCUCUAAACCUGCCCCCAGUAUCUACCCAUUCACUUUGCCUUCGUAUAUGAUCCGUAAACAUCCAUGAGGAGUCGAGAAUUACUACUUCAUCAGUUAACUUAUGAAAUUGCAACGGUUUAAUGGAGAAUCCCCGAAGAUGUCAGCUCACUGGAAAUUCAGAUUCCUAUAAGUAAUGGAACACAAGUUUUGCAGUUUGAUCCAUGUUCAGUUAUAGAAUAUCUGCCGGGAAGUGAUCCAGUAUUUUAUAUGCCCGACUUCAGGUUGGGCGGAUAUCCGAGGUAGUUUGCCUCGUCGACCCCCUCUAUUCACCCCGCCCUAUGUCAAGAACAAACCUCUCAUAGUGGAUCAACAUGGCUGCACUUAAAAGAGCGUUCGUUGGGAAAAGCACCUGCUUGGCCUACAUACAAAUCAACAACUCCUCACCACCUAAACAAGCCGCUCCUUUCGUCAAUGAGAGUUCAAAUCUUGCUCAGUGCUGAGCAACGUCUUCCCAUUUGAGAGCCAAUGCGGUUAUCUGGAGAUAGCUUACCCAGGAAGGUUUCUGCAGACCGCCUAAGACUGCGUUUCACGCAUGCCAACUUCGUGGCUGCCCUGGAAUGCGGUAGAUUGUGGCGACUUCUUGCUCUCUCUCUUUCCGCGCCGUCGAGCAUCACAGUGAGUGCUAAAAAACUUUGUGCCGACUGGAAGGGGUAGUUUUUCUACACGCUAACGUCGGAGCACAAUUAGCUGAGGCAUUGAUUCAUUAGAACGGCUCCAACAUGGAGAGAGAGAAAAAAAAUGCAGGGUGUGAUUUUGGUCUCUCCGCUCAGGACUGUGUGAAAGUUUCGGCAGUAGGAAUCUGCGCAGGUUUUGCCCGGAAGGCGCCAACAUCCGGCGCCUAAAGCAGUGUGACAGCAAAUGCAGGCCUUGGUGAUUAGUUAGUUUCAAACAACUCUCUGGCCACAGCUGCGUUACAUCAGAAACUCCAUAGAAUAGAAAGAUACAGGAGAAGCUUUAAAAAUUAAAACAAUUACAAAUAAGGGCGAGGAAAGGAACAGACUGAAGGAGGCAAGGAAAUGCAGAGGGGAGGAUAAUAAAUAGGAUGGGAAAGACAAAUACGAGGAAGGAGAAAAUGAAAAGGGGAACGCAAUGAGUGGAUCAACAAACGGGAGUGGAAGAAAACACACGAAAUGUGGGCGGGUGCGGGGGCUCGCACAGAGGGUGGCCGAAUAAUAACAAUAAAACUAAUAAGAAGAAGAAGAAGAAGAAGAAGAAGAAGAAGAAGAAGAAAAGGAAGAAGAAUGGAAACAAACAAAGAUCGAGAGAUGUUUGAGAGGAUGAAGAGGGAGAAGUUGAAAAGGACGCGAAUAAAAAUGCAAGCGUACGAACUACCUGCAGGAAGAGGAUUCAACAGAGAGGAAAGCGUGCAAAAAGGGCGAAGCGGAGAGAAGAAUUAAAUGAAGAAGAUGACGAUGAUGAUGAUGAUGAUGAUGGUGGUGAUGAUGAUGCUGAUGACGACGACGAUGAUGAUGAUGAUGAGGAGGAGGAGGAGGAGGAGGAGGAGGAGGAUGAAAGUUUGAUCGAUAUCGAACCCAACUCUACCGAUAUUUAA
This is a messenger RNA of Spirometra erinaceieuropaei, 23564 nucleotides long. NCBI's taxonomy places the organism in Eukaryota, Metazoa, Platyhelminthes, Cestoda, Diphyllobothriidea, Diphyllobothriidae. The record is from the annotation of a GenBank genome assembly.